Molecule: messenger RNA, 1338 nt
Organism: Tribolium madens (black flour beetle)
Lineage: Eukaryota; Metazoa; Arthropoda; Insecta; Coleoptera; Tenebrionidae
Product: D-beta-hydroxybutyrate dehydrogenase, mitochondrial
Exons: 5
Coding region: 265-1233 (322 amino acids)
Source: RefSeq, a predicted model, not a curated record
CAAUCUACAGCCGGCAUCUCAAGUCUCGUUUCUCGUCGUCGUUCGUAGCCAGUCUUGCAUUGAAAUCCGGCGAAGUAAUUUCGACGCGAUAAACAAUACAGUGCUGAAACGACUCAUGUGAACUUUUGGGAGCCUCAUUGGCUGAAGAUUUUUCAGUGAUGUGUUUUUAAACUCUAAUUAAGGGUUAGUUGUGAGUUAGCCAGUGGUGAAAUGAUUUUUGGAUUUUCUUAUUUUGGAUACUAAACACACAAAUAGCUCGGAAUAAUGGAUGAACAAACAGCCCUUGUUUUGGCCCUGCAGCUAGUCGCCCUUUUUUCAAUCGCAGGAGCCCUUUUGUGUUAUUUAUUAUGUAAAAUCCGGGCUGGCAGUGGUCCAGAAGCUGCGGGAAGCACCCCCGGAGGAGGAAAAGCAGUUUUAGUAACUUGUGCUGACAACUCUAUCGGACUUCAACUUGCUGUACAUCUGGCCAAUAGAGGCUUCCGAGUCUUCGCAGGUUUGAAAGAUGGAGCUUCGUCAGGAUCCUCCGAUGACUCGGUGUCUUCUCGAGUGAUAAGAGCGUGGCAGAAACACAGGGAGAGUUUGACCGGUUUGUGUCAUUCGGCAUUGGUAGCUUUGCCUUUGGAUGUGACAAGAGAAGAUUUGUUGCAUGAAGCUGUUGACAUUAUUCGCGCGCAUUUGCCGGCAGGGGAAGAUGGCAUUUGGGCCGUGAUCAACACUAGCGGCCUCUCCUACCGCGGCCGUUUAGACCAGCAGGACAUCGCCCAUUGGGAUGCAAUCCUGAAAACCAACGUCGUCGGCGUUUUGCGAACGACUCGCACUUUCCAGGGUUUAUUGCGUAAUACUUCCGGCCGUUUAAUUAACUUUGGAGUGCCUGAUAGCGCAGAAGCCGGCUUGGUUGCCUACACAGCCAGCAGGUAUGCCGUCGAAGGAGCCAGUAAUGCCCUACGUCAGGAGCUAGCCCCCAUGGGGAUCAAAGUGAUUACGUUACAUCUAUCGGGCGUUACUCCUGAAAUGCUAUUUGUCACACCCAAACUUAACACGAAAGAGGAACGAGGGGAUAUUUCCGUCGACAUGAGUGGGUGUAUUGAGUAUCAGCCGAUUCUGUUGACCCCGCAUUCGUUGAGGGUGGUAGACGUUGCGGUCACCGCGGGCACCCCUAAUAACUGUUAUGAUCUUGCACCCAAGGGGCACUGGACAAAACCGAUUAAUUUUAUUAAGUCGUUUGUAGUGUAAUUGUUAUUUGUCAGUAUACGUACUAUUUCUAAGACUUAUUACGUGUAUAUAUCUUUUUUAUAUUAUGUAAAUAUGUUAUGUUGUAAUAAUAACUAUUCAAUUCAA